UUCUAACCUCACAAUUAAAUUCAAAACAAAAUCAAUAAUUUCGUGUUGGGAGGGGUCACAUGUACAUAAGUCCAAUUGUCUCCAAUAGGUCUUAGAAGUCAGGUGUCCGGAUUGGCAGAUAACGUGUGUUGAAUAAUAAUUGAAAUAAUUAGUGUUUAAUUGUGGAAAAAUAAAAGUCCAACACAGUUGUAUUAAAAAUGAUCUUUAUUAUAUUUUUGCCUGUGUUAAUAAUAACUUUCAUUAUAAAAUUCUUCAGUGAAAGAAGAACUAUCAAGAGGGAUUUGACUGGUAAACAUGUAUGCAUUACUGGUGGUUCCAGUGGGAUUGGAAAGGCAAUUGGAAUGCAGGCUGCACAAAAGGGUGCUCAUGUUACAAUCAUUGCAAGGAAUCAGGAGAGGCUACAGUUAGCAAUACAAGAGAUUGAAAGUUAUAAAAUAAAUUCACAACAGAAAUUCCAAGCUGUAAGUGUUGAUUGUGCUAUUUGGGAUACAGUGUCUGAGAAGAUUGAUACCAUUGAUAAAGAGCUUCCAAUAUACAUGUUUGUAAAUUGUGUGGGAAUGGCCAUUUGUGGAAAGCUAGAAGAUUUAUCACCAAAUGAUAUUAAAACUAUGAUUGAUGUAAAUUUAUAUGGUGUCAUCUAUCCAACAAGGGCCAUUGUUCCAAAAAUGAAAAGCAGGAAUGAUGGUGUUAUUGUAAUCACUGGAUCACAGGGUGGUUUGUGUGGAAUAUUUGGAUAUACUGUAUAUGCUUGUACUAAAUUUGCAUUAAGGGGUUUGUCAGAGGCACUGCAUAUGGAAGUUAGAGAUCACAAUAUUUCAAUAACUUUAGCACUACCAGCAGAUACAAACACACCAGGUUUUGAGAUAGAGAAUGAAUCAAAGCCACUGGAAACUCAACUCAUAUCCGAAUCAGCGGGCUUGUACAAACCUGAAGAUGUAGCCAAAAAUAUAAUCAAAGACUCUUUGAAGGGACGUUUCUUUAGUACCAUCGGAAUGGAAAGCUGGAUUCUAACGACUCUUUGCGUAGGAAUGUCUCCUUUCACUUAUGUCUUUGAUUUGAUACUGGAAGCACUAUUACUUAGUCCUCUGAGACUGAUCUCAGCUUACUACUUAAGAUCAUUCCAAAAAACGGUUACCAAAUGUUCGAGGAAGAAUGAGUAAACUGUUUAUUUUCUGCUUGUAUAUUUUAAAUAUGAUUUAUAGAAAAUAAAGAGGAAA
Nicrophorus vespilloides is the source of this 1217-nucleotide messenger RNA. RefSeq names its product 3-ketodihydrosphingosine reductase. The transcript has 2 exons. Gene Ontology annotation, molecular function: 3-dehydrosphinganine reductase activity. Lineage: Eukaryota; Metazoa; Arthropoda; Insecta; Coleoptera; Silphidae. Gene Ontology annotation, cellular component: endoplasmic reticulum membrane. Gene Ontology annotation, biological process: sphingolipid biosynthetic process. The record is from RefSeq and is a predicted model, not a curated record. The coding region runs from base 198 to 1160 and encodes 320 amino acids.